This is a messenger RNA of Mercurialis annua (annual mercury), 1420 nucleotides long. RefSeq names its product signal recognition particle subunit SRP54 3-like. NCBI's taxonomy places the organism in Eukaryota, Viridiplantae, Streptophyta, Magnoliopsida, Malpighiales, Euphorbiaceae. Gene Ontology annotation, biological process: SRP-dependent cotranslational protein targeting to membrane; SRP-dependent cotranslational protein targeting to membrane, translocation. The record is from RefSeq and is a predicted model, not a curated record. Gene Ontology annotation, cellular component: signal recognition particle, endoplasmic reticulum targeting; cytosol. Gene Ontology annotation, molecular function: endoplasmic reticulum signal sequence receptor activity; ATP hydrolysis activity; 7S RNA binding. Bases 43 to 1380 code for a protein of 445 amino acids. The transcript has a single exon.
UAUAUCAAGUUUCAGGAAUCCACACACACAAAAACAAAAACAAUGGUGCUAGCAGAGUUAGGAGGGAGCAUAAGGCAAGCAUUCCGGCAGAUGAGCAAUGCAACAGAAGUCGAUGAAAAUGUAAUGAAGGAUUGCCUAAUCGAUAUCACUCGUGCUCUCCUUCAAUCCGAUGUUGAACUCACACUCGUCGCCCACCUGCAAAACAACAUCAGAAACAUUGUCAAUCUUGAAAAACUCGCGGCCGGCCUCAACAAGCGGAAGAUCAUCGAGAAAGCUGUUUUCCACGAGCUCUGCCGGCUUUUAGAUGCCGGAAAGCCGUGUUUUAUUCCUGUCAAAAAGAAACAAAGUGUUGUGAUGUUUGUGGGAUUACAAGGAUCAGGAAAAACUACAACAUGUACUAAAUAUGCAUCUUAUUAUCAGAAUAAAGGCUUUCAACCUGCUUUAGUAUGUGCUGAUACAUUCAGAGCUGGCGCUUUUGAUCAACUCAAACAGAACGCUAACAAAGCCAACAUUCCGUUUUACGGAAGCUAUACGGAGUCCGAUCCUGUCACGGUUGCUGUUCAAGGACUUGAAUGUUUCAACAAACUGAACUACGAUCUUAUCGUUAUUGAUACUAGCGGUCGUCAUAGACAGGAAGCUGCUCUUUUCGAAGAAAUGCGACAGCUUUAUAAGGCCACGAAGCCUGAUCUUGUCGUUUUCGUUAUGGAUGGCAGUAUUGGUAAAGCCGCAUUCAGUCAAGCUCAAGCCUUCAAGCAGAGUGUUGCCGUUGGCGCUGUCAUCGUCACUAAACUCGACGGUCACGCGAAAGGAGGCGGGGCAUUAAGUGCAGUUGCCGCGACAAAAAGCCCUGUUAUUUUUAUCGGAACAGGAGAGCAUAUCAAUGAUUUUAAACAAUUUGAUGCUAAUUCUUUUGUUGGUCGCCUUAUAGGGUUACAAGGUCAUGAUUUGAGAGAAUUAAAGGAAAAAGUUGACGAGAUGGUUCCUGAGGAAAAACAGGUGGAUCUUGCUGAAAGAUUAAUGAGCGGAAACCUGACACUGAGGAGCAUGUAUGAUAUGUACCACAACAUGUUUCAAACCCGAAACUUAUCAUCAUUGGGCGACGAGUUAAGGAAGAUGAAGCAUUACAUGAUAAUUAUGGAUUCGAUGACGGAUAAAGAGUUGGAUAAUAGUGAUCCGAAACUUUUAAAUGAGUCGCGGAUAAUGAGGAUUGCAAGGGGUUCUGGCAGUAAAAUUCAACAUGUAAAGGAGUUGAUGGAAAAGCAUAAACAAUUGAGUAAAAUGAAAGGGAUUAAGAAUCCACAACAAUUGAUCAAACGGGUUCCUCCACAGAUUCUGCAGCAAAUUGGUGGCAUAGCUGCUCUGCAAAAUUUUCGAUUCUAAUUUAGGAAUUCUGUAAAGGUAGAAGUUUUAUGCUAUAGUU